AUGUUGGAUUCCUGCAGUUUCACACAUCAGUUCAAGCUCAACUUUUUGGAGACGGAGAAGGUCGCCAUCGGGCAGUCAGUCACCUCUGAGGAUAUCUUCGCUGGUGGGCACCUCUGGACGCUCCUCUGCUAUCCCCGUGGGUCUAGGACAGAGGACAACGGUGUGUACUUAUCUAUGGCCCUCCAGCAUCAGACCAAAUCGGAAAGCGUCAAGGCUAUCUUCGAGGCCAUCGUCAUGGACAAGGACGGUACUCUAUCUUCGUCCCAUAAAAACAAGUUUGUGAAGGUUUUGGCACCGGGGAGCAACUGGGGUUGGCCUCGCUUCGUGGAGCGAAGCGUCCUCGAGUCGCUCUAUGUGACGAAUGGCUCGUUCAUCAUUGUGUGCGGGGUCAAAGUUGUGGUUGGUGAUGACCCCAUCGAGGUGCCACCAUCGGACAUUGGAAGCCAUCUUGGCCUCCUGCUGGAUUGUGCUGAGGGCUCCGAUGUCUCCUUCGUCGUGGACGGUAAGAAGUUCCCUGCUCACCGGAAUGUGCUUGCCGCCCGCUCACCGGUCUUCAAGGCACAGCUAAUGGGCUCCAUGGCGGACGCCAACAUGUCAUCCAUCACCUUGCAUGACAUUGUGCCGGCGACAUUCAAAGUCAUGCUUAGGUUCAUGUACACCGAUGCUUGUCCUGAAGAAUCUGAGCUUGGGGACUACCCGGAUGAGAUGUUUAGGCACUUGCUCGCUGCUGCCGACCGGUUUGCGUUGGACCGUUUGAAGCUUUUGUGUGCUAGCAAGUUGUGGGAUAAUAUAUCAGUGGACACAGUUGCUGCCACUUUGAUUUGUGCCGAAACAUAUAACUGCCCACAACUGAAAAAGAAGUGUAUUGAUUUCUUCGGGGAGGGGAAGGACUUCAAGACAAAGGCUUUGUUGACCGAAGGCUUUGCUCAGUUGGUGCAAAAUUUUCCAUCGAUUCUUGAUGAACUGAGGCAGAAGCUUGGAGGAUAGACCAUAUAGGGGCAUGUAUGCAUGGCAACCUACUAGGCUACUACAAAUAUAAUAGCUAGCUUUAUGAUAUUAUGAGCUCGGUGAAUGCUACCUAAAUCUAUUUAAA
This is a messenger RNA of Sorghum bicolor (sorghum), 1093 nucleotides long. Its product is annotated as BTB/POZ and MATH domain-containing protein 1. Bases 1 to 987 code for a protein of 328 amino acids. The transcript has a single exon. The record is from RefSeq and is a predicted model, not a curated record. Gene Ontology annotation, biological process: protein ubiquitination. Lineage: Eukaryota; Viridiplantae; Streptophyta; Magnoliopsida; Poales; Poaceae. Gene Ontology annotation, molecular function: protein binding.